Cottoperca gobio is the source of this 2512-nucleotide messenger RNA. It is a transcript of the gene misp, whose product is annotated as mitotic spindle positioning. The record is from RefSeq and is a predicted model, not a curated record. The coding region runs from base 161 to 2269 and encodes 702 amino acids. The transcript has 5 exons. NCBI's taxonomy places the organism in Eukaryota, Metazoa, Chordata, Actinopteri, Perciformes, Bovichtidae.
UUUGUCUCUUCAGUUAUUUUUCAGUUUGCUGCUGACAGAGAACAAAUCGCAGAGAGUCCCGGCAAACGACCGUCAGGAUGUUCUGACUCUGCAGAGUUUCCAAACUUCUAGCUUCGUUCAGCGCCUUCCUCCCUCAGAGCCUCCGCCCCCCCCUGUGGCCAUGGACAGCGUCCCCCGGCGGUGGGUGCUGAAGCCUCUGUCCCCCCUGCUGCAGGCCUCAGACCUGCGCAGCCUCGGCGGACCCCCCCGCAGCCACUCCCCCGACCCUUACGACCCUGUCUUCACCUCCAACAGUAUCUCCGUCGCUCGCCGCCACUCCUCCGUGGUCGUCACCUCGCAGGGCGCCGAACGGUCCGUGGACGUGGUAGUGCAGACCCGGCAGGUCGCCGUGUCGCAGGAUGGAGGCAGCAGCGAUGGCGAGGAGGAAGAGGGGGGGUGGCAUCCCAGCAGCCGCAGCAGCCCCAGCAGCCCCAGCAGCCCCGGCAGCAGCUUGGGUUCCCACUGCGGUUUCUACUCCUUUGUGGAGGAUCCGGCGAGUCCCGAGGCCGAGCUGAACGAAGCCUGGAUGAUCUCGCCGCAGCGGCAGACGCAGUUGGCGACCUUGAAGGAGGAGAGAGGAUUCAAGCUGCAGACCUACGCCAGCGGCAGGAAGCCGGAGAUUCUGUUUGCAGAGAGCAACGGAGACUCGCAGUACCACAUGGAUCUAAAGAACGGCGUCCAGGCAGUCCGGGAGGAAGAAGAGAAGCAGCUUCGGGAGGAGAUCAUCCGCAGCCAGGCGCCGAAGAAGACCUUCACAGAUCCUCUGGAGGACGUGAGCAGACAGACGGCCGGUUUCAGCGUCAGCUUCAGGCCCGUUGGCCCGGUCAGGCCUAUUGAGCCCGGGAACAUCAACCACGAGCAGAUUAACUUCCGCGCCGCCCGACAGCAGUUCCUGCAGAUGGAGCAGGACCGGCUGACCGCGCUGCCCCCCCCGCUCAUAUCCUGGAGAUCACACCUAAACAUGCCUCCGCAGCCGGAUCCUGACGAAUGCUCGUCACAGGACAGCGAAGAUACAGCAACAUUUAAAGCAAGAGAAGAAGAGGAGACCUACCCGGAGAGGAAGGUGACGGUGAGCAGUGUGUUCGAUGACCUGGACUUCGGCCUGGAGGAGCUGUCUGUGGGCGGAGCCUACGGCAGCGACGAAGGCGUGUUUAACAACAACAGGAGCGAGUACGAGACUCCGAUUGAGCGGGAGAUCCGGUUGGUUCAGGAGCGUGAGGAGAACCUGAGACGCUCUCGAGGGCUGAAGCUCAGCUGCAGCAGAGCAGAGAUAGUUGAGAUCAAAACCAAACGUUUACAGUCGGCGACGCCCGUCAAAGCCAGAGAGAAGAACCGAGUAAGCUUCUUGAUCCAGAGAGAGAUCCAGAAGGACAACCAGAGGACAGAAGAACCACCGCCCUCUGAGUCCGGAGACUCUGAAGACUUCCUGUCGCCAUGUUGUCCUCAUCGACACACCGAGGAAACCGAGUUGUACAUCAGCCGAAGGAGUUUAGCUCCUUCUUCCUUCACUGCCACGGCUUUCUACCAAGACCGAACUUCCUCUUCCUCCUCCUCUUCACCUUCCUCCCCAACUCCAACACCUCGCUGUGAUUUGACGUUGAGCACGACUCAGUCCUGGAGGGAGAACCUGCAGUCCACCGGCCUGCAGCCCAGAGGACAAGGAGCUCCAGACUUCAUCGAGAAGGAGAUCGAAGAGACGCUGAGGCGGGAGCAGGAGCUGAGAGAGCUGAGGGAGUCCAGGGAGGAGAAGGAUGGACGGCUCUACUCUCCGGCUCCUCUGGUGGAACAGGCCUCUAAGAUGGCUGUCAGUCAGUUCUACCCGGCUCUGAACACAGAUAAACCCGUCAGCGUGUCCUCUCCUCGUCCCUUCGUCCGUCUGCCCUCCAUCUCCUUCAUCACCGCUCAGCCCUGGUCCUCCUCCUCAUCUCCUCCUCACCUCCCCCCGCCCUCCUCUUCACCUCCUCCUCACCUCCCCGUCUCCCACUCCUUCCGGCCCGUCUCCCCGUCUUCCCCCAUGAAGGCUCCUCUCAGGGGCCUGACGGAGACGCUGCUGCAGGACUUUGAGGAGAGACGAGUCAAAGUGAAGCUGGAGGAGAGCGUGUACGCAGGAAUUCAGCCGGUGGACGACGUGAAUAACGAGGUUGUUGAGUCGACUCGAGUUAUUCGACAUAAAAACCAACGUGCUCUGCGUUGGGAGGCGGGCGUCUUCUCGAACCAGGCGGAGCAGUGAGUCCUGGUCCAACAGAAUGGAUAUUAAACUGGAACACUCCAAACGGCUGCUGCUGAUUGGUUUCCUCUCCUCGUCCAAUCAGAUGCAGAGAUGUUUCUGAUUCAUAAAGAAAAUAUGGAGUUAAAGUGAGUUUGUUUGAUCGCGUGACGCAGCAAAACAGGAAGUUUCUGAUUGUUUUCAUUUUCAUUAAUCUGAUGCAGCGAAAAAUUACAAAGAGAAUAAAAAAUAUUUCUCAAACUGUCA